Molecule: messenger RNA, 1187 nt
Organism: Doryrhamphus excisus (bluestripe pipefish)
Lineage: Eukaryota; Metazoa; Chordata; Actinopteri; Syngnathiformes; Syngnathidae
Product: G-protein coupled receptor 183
Biological process (GO): G protein-coupled receptor signaling pathway
Cellular component (GO): membrane
Molecular function (GO): oxysterol binding; G protein-coupled receptor activity
Source: RefSeq, a predicted model, not a curated record
CAUAUGCAGUUAGGGGAAGCGCAGAAAGCAGCACAAACACUAGUUCACCUUUUACUGUCGGUGUUGUGCUCCAUGUAUACGGUGAUCCUACAGGUGUCAUGGCUACUAACAACACCACCCUCAACUCUCCCAAUCGGAGCAACUGUGAUGUGUUUGUUUACCAACAAGCCGCAGUAGUCCUCUUCCCCAGCUUCUACUCUCUGGUGUUUAUCAUCAGCGUUUGUGGCAACUCUCUGAUCCUCUUGGUGAUCUGCCAGAAACGACAAAAGUUCAAUUCCACCGCUGUCUACCUGCUCAACCUGGCCUUGUCGGACAGCCUCUUCACUCUGACACUGCCGGGUAGGAUUGUUUACUACAUCCUGCACUUCGACUGGCCCUUUGGAGAUCUUCUCUGCAGGAUGAGCACACUUAUAUUCUUCGCAAACACUUAUGCAGGUAUUGGCUUCAUGACCUGCAUCAGUCUGGACCGCUACCUAGCUGUGGUGCACCCUCAGCGGCUGCGCUGUCUGCGGCAGGUCAGGGUGGUGCGCUGGAUCUGCUGUUCGGUUUGGGCUCUAGUGUCUGCGCAGGUAGCUCCUCUGCUGUUCCGCAACAUGCUGCAGCAGCAUCAAAGUAGGCGGACCUGUAUGGAGUACUUCAAUGUGGACGGUUACCGCUGGACACCACACUUCCUACUUCUGGCCUGUGUUGUCUCCUUCUGCAUCCCACUGUUUGCCAUCCUGGGCUCCUACACUAGGAUCCAUUUGAAGCUGCGGGCGGCUGGGCGCAACUUCGUGGGCCCAUCGAGGAAGAACCACAGAGCCAACGCUAUCAUCCUUCUCAUUCUCCUGACAUUUAUCGUGUGCUUCAGCCCUUACCACCUCAAUGUGAUGCAGUUCAUGUGCAGGAAAAUACACCAUGAGGUCACCUGUGAGGAACUGAGGGCAUUCAAGGUCUCCUCACAGAUUACGGUCUCCCUCAUGAAUUUCAACUGCUGUCUGGAUCCAGUCAUCUACUUCUUUGCCAUUAAGACCUACAAGAAGCGAGUGAUGGGUCUGUUUAGGGAGCGCUUGUGCACUUCCACGAUUGCCGCAUCCACGACAAUUGAGAACAGCAGCAGCAACAGCUAAGACAGCACAACUUAGGGCAUUUCAUUUCAUUUCACUUUUUGUUGUUUUUUUCCAAUUUCUUCAAGAUUAGAGCCUUGC